AUGUCGACGGCCUCAGCUGCACUACAGAUGUCAAUGGGCCCGACUGCUGCUGGUGCUUUGCAGCUGGCUAUGGAUACAUUAUGGGCAGCAGUAAUCCAGACUACUGUUGUGCAGCUGGCUACAGGUAUGUCAUUGGUGGUGGUGGACUGGAUGGCUGUUGUUGCUGCAAGGCUGGCUUCAGGCACGUCACUGGUGGCAGCAGACUGGACUUCUGCUGCACAGUCAGAUAUGGGUACAUCCAAGAACCAAGGUGCUGCUGCUGCUGCUUGGCUGGUCGCGGGUACAUCCAUUUGUUUGGCUGCUGCUGCAUUGCCAGCUGAGAGUACAUCCACAGAGGUGGCUGCGUUAUCGUCAUUAUCAUCAUCAUGGAAUGCAGAGUGGGCUGCAUCAUCAUGGGUGAUGGUCAUUGACCAGACUGUAUUAUCUUCAUCCUCGUCAUCAUGGGCAGCAUCAUCAUCAUGGGCAGCAGAGCAGGCUGCUGCUGCACACUGCCGCAGGUCAGCUGCUGCUGGACAUCCAAGUCAACCACACAGUAUCACCUCCAUAUCACGUGAACAGACAGAAUGA
Schistocerca nitens (vagrant locust) is the source of this 567-nucleotide messenger RNA. RefSeq lists its product as uncharacterized. NCBI's taxonomy places the organism in Eukaryota, Metazoa, Arthropoda, Insecta, Orthoptera, Acrididae. Bases 1 to 567 code for a protein of 188 amino acids. The transcript has a single exon. The record is from RefSeq and is a predicted model, not a curated record.